AUGAACACCAAGGAGCUCUUCAAACAGGCCAGGGAAAAAGUUGUGGAGAAGUACAGACACCUGGAAGACAACAGGAUCAAAAGAAUCUCCAAGCAGGCAUUCUCAGGACUCUACUCACUAAGAAGACUAUUUCUCAGUCAGAAUCGGAUUACGUUGUUGAAGGCUGGCAUUUUUGAAGACCUUUGGAACCUGGAGUGGCUGAUUCUUGAUGAAAAUAGAAUAGCAUCUCUGAGACAGAAAUCGUUUGAGGGGCUGAAAUCGUUAUUUUUCCUGUCUUUGCUGAACAAUUCCCUAGAAUCCAUCCCCAAGAAAUCUGUCUGCCAGGAAAUGCCUAGAUUAAACUGGCUAGAACUGGAGGGGAACAAGAUAUCAUCUUUGUGGGUUUCCAGCUUUCAAAACUGCACCACUCUGACAGUAUUGGCUCUUCGAAAAAACAGAAUACAAACUAUUGAGGAGGGAAUAUUUUCUGGCAUGCCAAACCUGAUAGACUUGGACGUAUCUUUAAACAAAAUUGAGGAGUUCUCACCAACUACAUUUACAAAUCUUCAAAACCUAAAACAGUUGAACAUCUCAAAUAACCCUCUGACUCAUAUCUAUGAUGAUCAGUUUGACAUGUUUGUCAAUUUGCAAUCUCUGAGUAUAGAGGAGGUCGACAUACCAAACAUCAGUAUUCAGAUGUUUCGCUCUCUUCGGAACUUGGCCCAUAUUUAUUUUAAGAAAUUUGAAUACUGUGGCUACUCUCCUAAUGUGCGAAGUUGCAAGCCAAACACUGAUGGGAUUUCAACAUUUGAGAAUCUUCUUGCGAACAUCAUCCUUCGCGUUUUUGUGUGGGUGGUGGCCUUCAUCAUCUGCUUUGGCAACGUUUUUGUGAUAUGCCUGCGGUCUUGCAUUGCAUCCGAAAACCAGCACCACACCAUGGCCAUCAUAUCACUGUGCUGUGCUGACUGCUUGAUGGGAGUAUACCUGUUCUUCAUUGGUGCAUUCGACAUCAAAUACUGUGGAGAGUACAACAGACACGCCCAGCUGUGGAUGGAGAGCAUGCAGUGCCAGUUGAUUGGCUCUCUGGCCAUGCUGUCCACUGAGGUGUCAGUCAUGCUUCUGACCUACAUGACUAUGGAGAAGUACCUGUGCAUUGUGUUCCCCUUCCACAACUACAGAGCCGGACGGAAACAGACACUCUGCUACCUCAUCUUCAUCUGGGUCCUGGGUUUCAUAAUCGCCGUCAUUCCCCUCUGGGACAAGCAGACGUUUGGGAAUUACUACGGCAGGAAUGGAGUGUGUUUUCCACUUCACUCAGACGAGAUGGAGAAACCAGGUGCCCGAUGCUACUCCACUGGAAUAUUUCUGGGGUUGAAUCUCUUUGCAUUCGUCAUGAUCGUCUUCUCCUACACCAGCAUGUUUUACUCUGUACAGAAAACUGCUAAGACAGCAAGACAGUCUGUCUACAACAAGGAGGUCUCUAUAGCCAAGAGGUUUUUCUUUAUUGUUUUCACAGAUGCCAUGUGUUGGACACCUAUAUUCAUCCUAAAGAUCCUCUCUCUUUUACAAGUGAAAAUAGCAGGAACAAUCGUUUUAUGGGUGGUGAUCUUCAUCUUGCCCAUCAAUAGUGCCCUAAACCCCAUCCUGUACACCAUCACCACCAGCUCCUUCCAGGAGAGACUGAAACUCUGCCUGAAGGCCAAGUGCAAACAGACUGGGCUCAAGGAAACUUCCCAAAAAGUAUCUGAAGUCUACCAGAACCCCAGCCCUCCUCCUUAACAAAAAGGAACCUCUCAGUCAGGGAGCUAGCCAACACUCCUGGGUGUGCAGGCUUUUAUUCCAGUCCUUCUGGAACACACCUGAUUCAGAUCAUCAAGAUCUUGCAGAUCAUCUGAUUAAUAGGAUCAGUGUGUUUGAGCAGGGCUUGAGCAAAGCCUGCAUACCGAGUAGCUCUCUAGGAGGGUUGGCUAUCCAUGCUCUUAUGUAAUUUGAUAUGGAGAGUGAUGUAUUCAUGUAAUCAUUCUUUACCAGCAAGAGAACAAAUUCUCUGGGAACCAAUUUAUUGCCAAAUGUUUUGUGAAUACAUAAUGUACAGUUACAGUAAACACAUGUGCAGAAUCAACGUAUUUUCCUGACCCAAAUUACAGUAUACCAAACAUUCGGAACACCUUCCUAAUAUUGAGUUGCACACCCCCCCCCCCUUUUGCCCUCAGAACAGGUCUCUGCAAGGCAUCUACUACUAUACCCCAAUCAAAGGCGCUUUAAUCUUUAAUUUGUCUUGCCCAUUCACCCUCUGAAUGGCACACAUACACAUUCCACAUCUCAAUUGUCUCAAGGCUUAAAAA
Molecule: messenger RNA, 2324 nt
Organism: Oncorhynchus tshawytscha (Chinook salmon)
Lineage: Eukaryota; Metazoa; Chordata; Actinopteri; Salmoniformes; Salmonidae
Product: relaxin receptor 1-like
Exons: 14
Coding region: 1-1758 (585 amino acids)
Biological process (GO): G protein-coupled receptor signaling pathway
Cellular component (GO): membrane
Molecular function (GO): protein binding; G protein-coupled receptor activity
Source: RefSeq, a predicted model, not a curated record